Molecule: messenger RNA, 495 nt
Organism: Hibiscus syriacus
Lineage: Eukaryota; Viridiplantae; Streptophyta; Magnoliopsida; Malvales; Malvaceae
Exons: 1
Coding region: 25-450 (141 amino acids)
Source: RefSeq, a predicted model, not a curated record
UUUUUCCAUCAGAACUUUGAAGAAAUGAGUUCUAUUUGCAUAUCUAGUUGUUUGAAUGAUGCUAGAGACCCCCGGGUGCCCGUGAGGGCAACGUAUGUGAAUCUUUACAAGUGGCUCGAGUCGGAUGCCGAGUUCGUAAGGUCGAGGAGCUCAUCGGGGUCCAUCCAUGGUGGUCGAGCAUCGGUUAGAGUCGUCGACGGUAUCUCGUGCAGGCAGAUGUAUCUGAGGAGCUAUAGGUUCUCGAGGAAAGAAAGCGUGCCAGAAAAGGUGGUGAAAUGUUUUGGGAGAGUGAAGGAGAAGGUUGUUCGGAGGAAGAAGCAGAAGAGACGUAUUGGAAGGAAGUGUUUGGUGUGGAGGAAAGUGAAGGUUGUGUUGUUUAGGUUCUUCAGUAGGUUGCUCUCUUGCUCUGCUAGUGUGCAUGUUGUGGAUCCAAGGAAUGUUUUCCUUUGAUUAACUUUGUUUUUUAUUUAAUCUGAUUUUGUUUUGUUAAUUAUG